Molecule: messenger RNA, 2613 nt
Organism: Sorex fumeus (smoky shrew)
Lineage: Eukaryota; Metazoa; Chordata; Mammalia; Eulipotyphla; Soricidae
Gene: VANGL2
Product: VANGL planar cell polarity protein 2
Exons: 8
Coding region: 377-1942 (521 amino acids)
Biological process (GO): multicellular organism development; Wnt signaling pathway, planar cell polarity pathway; establishment of planar polarity
Cellular component (GO): plasma membrane
Source: RefSeq, a predicted model, not a curated record
CUGGCUCGGGUCCGCGGUUCCCGGUUCGGUCCCGCCAUGGGAGCCUGAGCGGCCCGCCGGCCCCCCGCGCCGGGGCCCCCCGAGGCGCAGAGCAGCGCGCGGACGCGAGGGGCGCGGAGCCGGCGCGGUGCGCGCCCGCCCGCCCGCCCGGAGCGGCCGGAUACAAAGGCGGCCGCGGCGGGGUCGGACCCUCGCUGUUUUCUCUCUGAGCUGAGCCCGCCCAUCCAGCAAGAUAGAGACCCUCCGGGUGCCGGUGGAGUUCCUGAAGGUGCCCCUUGGCCUGCGGAAGCCUGCGCUGAAGGAGGUGCCCGUGGGGCCCCCCGGGAGGCCCCCAGCCGCGGCCCUGGAGCGCUACAAGGCCCGGCGCUCCGACGCCAUGGACACCGAGUCCCAGUACUCGGGCUACUCGUACAAGUCGGCCCACUCCCGCGGCUCCCGCAAGCACAGGGACCGCCGAGACCGCCACCGCUCCAAGAGCCGGGACGGGAGCCGCGGGGACAAGUCGGUGACCAUCCAGGCCCCUGGGGAGCCACUGCUGGACAAUGAGUCCACACGGGGGGAUGAGCGGGACGACAACUGGGGCGAGACGACCACCGUGGUGACCGGCACCUCGGAGCACAGCAUCUCCCACGAUGACCUCACGCGCAUCGCCAAGGACAUGGAGGACGGCGUGCCGCUGGACUGCUCACGCCACCUGGGCGUGGCGGCGGGCGCCGCGCUGGCGCUGCUGUCCUUCCUGACGCCGCUGGCCUUCCUGCUGCUGCCCCCGCUGCUGUGGCGGGACGAGCUGGAGCCGUGCGGGGCGGCCUGCGAGGGCCUCUUCAUCUCCGUGGCCUUCAAGCUGCUCAUCCUGCUGCUGGGCAGCUGGGCGCUCUUCUGCCGGCGGCCGCGCGCCGCGCUCCCACGCGUCGUGGUCCUGCGCGCGCUGCUCAUGGUGCUGGUCUUCCUGCUCGUGGCCUCCUACUGGCUCUUCUACGGCGUCCGCAUCCUGGACGCGCGCGAGCGCAGCUACCAGGGCGUCGUGCAGUUCGCCGUGUCGCUGGUGGACGCGCUGCUCUUCGUGCACUACCUGGCCGUGGUCCUGCUGGAGCUGCGCCAGCUGCAGCCGCACUUCACGCUCAAGGUGGUGCGCUCCACCGACGGCGCCAGCCGCUUCUACAACGUGGGCCAUCUCAGUAUCCAGCGCGUGGCCGUGUGGAUCUUGGAGAAGUACUACCACGAUUUCCCCGUCUACAACCCUGCCCUCCUCAACCUCCCCAAGUCCGUCCUGGCCAAGAAAGUGUCCGGCUUCAAGGUGUACUCCCUGGGAGAGGAGAACAGCACCAACAACUCCACUGGCCAGUCGCGGGCGGUGAUCGCAGCCGCUGCCCGGAGGAGGGACAACAGCCACAACGAGUACUACUACGAGGAGGCCGAGCAUGAGCGGAGGGUGCGGAAGCGCAGGGCCAGGCUCGUGGUAGCCGUGGAGGAAGCCUUCACCCACAUCAAGCGGCUGCAGGAGGAAGAGCAGAAGAACCCCAGGGAGGUGAUGGAUCCCCGGGAGGCUGCCCAGGCCAUUUUUGCGUCCAUGGCCCGUGCCAUGCAGAAGUACCUGCGCACCACCAAGCAGCAGCCGUACCACACGAUGGAGAGCAUCCUGCAGCACCUGGAGUUCUGCAUCACCCACGACAUGACACCCAAGGCCUUCCUGGAGCGAUACCUGGCGGCCGGCCCCACCAUCCAGUAUCACAAGGAGCGCUGGCUGGCCAAGCAGUGGACGCUGGUGAGCGAGGAGCCAGUGACCAGCGGGCUCAAGGACGGCCUCGUGUUCCUGCUCAAACGCCAGGACUUCAGCCUGGUGGUCAGCACCAAGAAGGUGCCGUUCUUCAAGCUCUCCGAGGAGUUCGUGGACCCCAAGUCGCACAAGUUCGUCAUGAGGCUGCAGUCGGAGACGUCCGUGUGACCCCGUGGGGCACCUGGGUCCUGGGGGGGCUCGGGGCACCUCCUGCUCCCGGCGUUUUUACUUGAAUCAGCCCCUCCCGCCUCUCCCCGGAAGCCCCCCCUUCCCUCUCAAACCCGCGCACCCCAGGCCACUCCCGCGGGGAGCGGGUCCCCUCUGGAAGGUUCUCUGGGGGCGCGGGCAGUCCACACGCCUUCAGAGCAGGGGGAUCUCAUCCUUCACCCCGAGACCUCAUUCUGUUUCCGAACUUUCCCAUCCUGUGCCACUGUGGGUAAACUGAGGCAGCCCCUGGGUUUGGCGGGCUUUCCCUGGGCAGCCCCUUGUGGGGGCAGGAGAGACGCCCCCAUCGUCACCAGACCUCCGAACCUGCCUCCCCCCUUUGUCCUGGGCCGGGGGUCCCUGGGGGAGACUCUGCAGACCCCAUACUCCCAUUCGAUACCAGCAUUUUCCUCCCCAACCCCGCAAGCCGCCAUCCCCUCCUCCACUCCAGAGACCUGUGGCCUCAGGUACACGGGGGGGCACCGCUCCCCCCAGCCCCUGCCUUAAGCCCACUUUGCCUCAGGGGGCUCCUUGCUCUCCCCCACUGCUGGGCUCCCUCUGAGUGGGGGAGGGGCCUCUCCGCUGCCCGGGGGAGGGGUCCUCCCCACUGGCUCCCCGUCUUCACCUCCUGUCUC